Molecule: messenger RNA, 1902 nt
Organism: Peniophora sp. CBMAI 1063
Lineage: Eukaryota; Fungi; Basidiomycota; Agaricomycetes; Russulales; Peniophoraceae
Source: the annotation of a GenBank genome assembly
AUGCCGCUGGUUUCACGGCCCAGUCUGGGUUGUGCUUCGCAGGUGUCAAGCCCCGCAGACUUGUUCUGGGAUAAUACCCUUAAACAAAGGACGGCUGCCAUGUUCGCAUCACAGGUCCAGACACUGGCGAACUCUGACGCGAAUAUCCAUGCGUGGGAGAAGGAGAUCGCGUCGCUUCAACGCGUGCUCGCUGCUGCAAACAGGCAACGCAACGCUUGCUCUAUCACCUAUAUGCUCCCCACCGAGAUCUUGUCCCGCAUCUUCGAGGAACUUGCCUUUGUAUCCCCCAUCGAGUCCCACCCAAAUGCCUCCGUCGCUCGCAAGGGAUGGCUGACCAUCGUCGAAGUCUGUCAACACUGGAGAAACGUCGCGCGUGCUCAUUCUACCUUAUGGCAACGCAUCACAUACGUCUCCGAACCACUCUGGGAGCUUUUUGUCACAAGUGCAGGAUCCAUGCCUCUCGUAGUUACAGGACGCGUAUCGGCCUACCACCCGUCGUCUCGAAGGUUCCUUGAUCUUUUACCUGCUCAGCUACACCGGAUGAAGGAACUCUACGUGCAUGCACAGGCAUCGGCGGACUCCGAAAACCGUCCCACUCGUACUCGAUUCCUCGCUCUCAUGCGCAGCUUGAACACAUCUCGCGAGGCGCUUGACCAGUUAGAAGUAUUAUCCUUGCGUCCGACCAGGUACACUGGGCGUGGUCUGCAUGCCGAGUUCAUGAAGCGACCUCUUCCGAAGCUCCGUCAAGUCACCCUCCAAGGGAUGGUUCUGCCCCUUGGCAUACACUCUCGAAGCAUAACCAAACUCGAACUUGUCGAAACGUCCUACCGCAAUCCGGGAGAAGUGCUCAAGACUCUGCGACAUAUGACGUCUCUUGCAGACCUCACCCUGAGCCUUUCCUCAGGAGGGUCCCACACGACCACAGUGCAACCUCCAAUCGCGCUGCCGCAUGUCCGCCGCUUCGUCGUCAAGAACAGUCUUGCCAUCUGCACAGCUUAUCUGGAAUCGGUCGCGAUCCACCCUCUCGCAUUCAUCGAGAUUGACGCCAGUGAUACAUCCCAUCUUCACGAUGAAGAUCUCAGCGAGCUGGGCAGCGCUCUGUUUUCGUUGGACAACUUUGAGCCCACCGUUCUGGAGCUGUCUGCAAACAGCUUCCGUAACGUCUGCCAGGUCACCGCUUGGGGGAACGAAGGGGAAGGGGGCACGUAUGGACCCGAUCACCAAAACGAUCCCACGCCCUCUCAUCCGCAUCCCUGGCCAGGCGUCAAGGCUACCCUGCCGGUCUCGUCGAUACGUUUGAUCGAGUUUGAAUCACCUUGCGCUGUUAUGCCUGUUAUCAUGGCGGACUUUCUGUCGCAGGUACCCAAGGCGGCUUGGGACAUUGUCACACUGGAUGGUCACAUGCACUGGGACGUCGAGCAGAUCCUUUCGCUCUUCGCAGGCGCAGAUGGCGUCUAUUCUUUGAUUAUGGAUAACGUACCGCCCGACACCAUUGCUGCACUCUGUACCGCACUCACCCGCACGUCGUUCCCGGGAGCGCCACUCCUGUGCAUUCCCCACCUCACGCACCUUCACUUUGACAACGUCGACUUUGGCUGCCUUUCCGAGGAGUGCAACGGAGAGCAUUCUGCUAUCCCAUACGUACGGGAGCUCCUAAGUGACAGGGACUUUCGGGGAAGAGCCUUGGAAUUCUUGGGUCUGAAUUCCUGCUCCAUAUCGGAGGAGUACGUCGAAGACUGGGAGGACUUCGUGGACGCCUUGGACUGGGACGGUGGGACUGGGGACGCUCAUGGCCGUCAUACGGAUGAUGAGCACGACGAAGAUGAGGACGUGCAAGGGGAAGAUGGAGUGGUUUCCGAUACAGACGAGUAUGUGCGUUUCCUAGUUGAUGACCUCGAUUGA